ACCUGACGCGCCUCAGUGCCGAGGUCGGCGUCGUCGGUGAAGGGUCGUCGGUGCCGCUUUCUCCCCUCGUCAUGUCGUUUCGCCAGCGAAGCCCCUUGGCCGGCCGGACUCGUAGCAGAUCAACUGCUUCAUGGAGUCAAGGCAGGAAGCGCGACGCAGAUGGGAAGCACAGGAACACGCAUGAGCCCAGCGGCCCAACCCUUGACUACGAUUCGUACAGUCUGCCAGAUGGUAGAUCAGAGAGUUUCACAACCCCAGAAGGUCACAAGCCCCAUUCGAGAUGUUCAGACUGGGGGAGUGCAGUUGAAGAAGAUGAGAUGAGGACUAACGUCAACAGAGAAAUGGCAAGAUACAAAAGAAAGCUUCUGAUAAAUGAAUUUGGAAGAGAAAGGAAGACCUCUACUGGAAGUUCGGAUUCCAAGGAAUCUGCAGCAGCCGUGGAACUGGAGACUGACGAGGCUGUUCUAAUGAGGAGACAAAAACAAAUAAAUUAUGGGAAGAAUACAUUGGCAUAUGACAGAUAUAUUCAAGAAGUUCCUAGGUGUCUACGGGUUCCAGGGGUCCAUCCAAGGACUCCAAAUAAAUUUAAAAAGUACAGUCGGAGAUCUUGGGAUCAACAGAUCAGGCUUUGGAAAGUUGCGUUGCAUUUUUGGGACCCUCCCCACGAAGAAGGCUCCGAUGCACAAGGACUUACCCCUGUUGAUCUUGGUGAUAUGGAAACAGAAUCUGUAGGAAGUAAUUCCCAAGACAGCAAUGUGAAUUGUACAGACACCAACCAAAGUGAGAAGAAGUAUUGAGCAUCAAUUUGAUGACUAAAUCCAGCUAGAGGCACCUUCUGGUAUGAAGCUUAUGUGACCGGUAGAAUCGUCUUGUCCUGCAGGAUCCGUUUUCAGGGAAGGGACACCUCCAGUAGAUUCAAACAGAAAUAAGAAAUUUUACUGUGUUACCAUCUAGAGCUGCAGCAACUUUUAAGAUGAAAAUCAAUGUUUCUCUUGACCUUCUUUGAAAACAUGAAAAUGGGGUCAUAUAUAAUUGGCUAAUUGAUGUACCUGCAUAUGAAACAGGUGGCUUUGAAAGCAAUCGGAUUAUAGUUAAGAAAAUCCGGAAUGGGCAACGUUGCCACAGUUGUAGCAGGUUCAAAACAUGGACUUUUAGUAAGAAAAUAGUUUUAGCACUUGGUUAAUGUCUUUUAACCGUGACACAGGUGUAGACAAGGAAAGAGGUGGUUCUGCAUCCUGCCCUGCCCUGUAAGUUUUACAAUGAGGAUGUAUGCUUUUCAAAUUAUCUCUCAGAAUUACCAAACAAUUGGCAAUAACCUUUUCCCAGGAGGCGCAGGCCUCUUCCAGAAAUAAACGGCCUCUUUCAGGUGGCACACACCACCCGAGUUUUAAACCAACAACUUGUAAAUAGUUUUCUGCGGGGCUGUGUGUACUUUUAAGGAAGCAUGAAUGAAGGGAGUCUGGGAAUGUUUUUAUUCAUUCUUAAUUUUUUUUUUUUUUACUAUUGUUGCUGUUUUUGUAUGGAAUAAAAUAUAAAUAAAGCAAGGCUGUCUUUGUAGGACAGGAAUAAAAAUCUGUUGUUUUCAGGUAUUCAGAAAGGAGGUGCAGAUAAAGAUCCAAGUAACUCAAACCAGCUGUUUGCGUAGCUAAUUGCGGUUGUAAGUGAAGGACUAACUCUAGCAGUGAUUGGAUAUAUCUGAAUUCUUUAAAAAGUCAUUUUGAAGUUGCAUCUGUAUUCAGGUAGUUUGGGUUAUUCCACUGAAUUUAAUCAGAUGGGCUCAUUUCUGAGUGAAAGAAUAAAUGAAAUUGGAUUGUAAAAUGAAUGCCUUUGGUGCAAAACUUUUGGAGUAUCUGACUCAAAUCUACAGGCCCCAAAACAACUUUUAAGUCAAUCCCCGCAAGAGUGGACUGCACAUGUUUCAACUCAGAAACGGAUUUUACUUUGCAAGAACUAAUGGAGUAGAUGUGGCUGGUCUUGGGAGGUGCGACUGCC
This is a messenger RNA of Thamnophis elegans (Western terrestrial garter snake), 1992 nucleotides long. Its product is annotated as histone RNA hairpin-binding protein-like. Gene Ontology annotation, cellular component: histone pre-mRNA 3'end processing complex; cytoplasm. The record is from RefSeq and is a predicted model, not a curated record. Gene Ontology annotation, biological process: mRNA 3'-end processing by stem-loop binding and cleavage; mRNA transport. The transcript is spliced from 8 exons. Lineage: Eukaryota; Metazoa; Chordata; Lepidosauria; Squamata; Natricidae. Gene Ontology annotation, molecular function: mRNA binding; histone pre-mRNA stem-loop binding. The coding region runs from base 72 to 797 and encodes 241 amino acids.